Messenger RNA from Contarinia nasturtii (swede midge), 796 nucleotides. It is a transcript of the gene eIF1A, whose product is annotated as eukaryotic translation initiation factor 1A, X-chromosomal. The transcript has 3 exons. The record is from RefSeq and is a predicted model, not a curated record. Gene Ontology annotation, biological process: translational initiation. NCBI's taxonomy places the organism in Eukaryota, Metazoa, Arthropoda, Insecta, Diptera, Cecidomyiidae. Gene Ontology annotation, molecular function: RNA binding; translation initiation factor activity. Bases 164 to 610 code for a protein of 148 amino acids. Gene Ontology annotation, cellular component: cytoplasm.
CAGCAUUGAGAUUACCAAUUGAUUCACACAUUCAGUCUCAUUUUUGGUGACGAACUAACUCGUUCAGAGAAAAAGAAAUUACAACAAAAAAAAAAUUAAGUUAAAAAGAAAAAUUGUAUCCCAUUUCAACAGCAAUAACAAGUGAAAUUAAAACGCAUCAAAAAUGCCGAAGAAUAAGGGAAAGGGAGGAAAAAAUCGUCGUCGUGGUAAGAACGAAAAUGAAUCAGAAAAACGUGAAUUGAUUUUCAAAGAAGACGAACAAGAAUAUGCCCAAGUCACGAAAAUGUUAGGCAAUGGCAGAUUGGAAGCAAUGUGCUUUGAUGGUGUAAAACGUUUGUGUCACAUCAGAGGCAAACUGCGAAAGAAAGUCUGGAUCAAUCAAGGCGAUAUUAUACUGGUGGGACUGCGUGAUUAUCAAGAUUCAAAAGCCGAUGUUAUCCUAAAAUACACACCCGAUGAAGCGAGAAAUCUGAAAACGUACGGCGAAUUCCCUGAAUCGGUUCGAAUCAACGAUACUGUUACAUUUGUCGAAGACGGUUUAGAUGAAGACAUUGAAUUUGGCGAUGAGAUCAGUUCCGACGAUGAUGACGAUUCCGUUGAUGCUAUUUGAUAGUUCACUCCACAAAUACUUUUAUUUUAUCCACAUUAUUAUCGAUACGAAUAGGAGCACAUGCAACUGUUGCGAUAUAUCGUUAAGAAAAAUUAUGUUAAGCAUAACCUCUAUUUCUUCGCAAAAAGCUGGUAAAACACAAUAGAAAUUCAAUAUACAAAUAAAAGUAAAUACCAGAAAAUCUAA